Molecule: messenger RNA, 3543 nt
Organism: Lytechinus pictus (painted urchin)
Lineage: Eukaryota; Metazoa; Echinodermata; Echinoidea; Temnopleuroida; Toxopneustidae
Exons: 6
Coding region: 170-655 (161 amino acids)
Source: RefSeq, a predicted model, not a curated record
AGAGACGAAUUAAAAGAAUAAAACCCAAGUGGAACCUCUAACUGACAGGACAAGCUUCCGAUAAUAUCCUUACUGCGACAUUAUUAGACAAAGGUUCUCUUUCAUAACGCGAGAUCCAAUCAAUUUCUGUCAAAAUCAUCUCAUUUGAAAGAAGGGAAAGGAAUAGAUCAUGGCGAUUAUGCAAAGAUGUUGCUGUUUCUCUAACGUCAGGGCUGGUUCUACUGCUUGCGGGGUCUACUCGUUGAUAAGUGCCUGCAUCUAUUUGGCAGUAUGGGCCUACAAUUUAGCUCAAGCUGUUACAGCAUUCCAAGGAGUAUCAGAUCCAGCAGUUGAUGGAAUCUACGCGGCAUACAGUAUUGACAUCAUCGUAGCCGUUUUCCUGAUCAUCGCGUCCAUUGUCCUCCUUGUAGGCGUGUCUAAAGAUAAUAAAGAGAUGCUAAUCCCGUACAUGGUAGCUAUUAUGCUGCUCAUGGUUCUUCAAGCCAUCGCCUGGAUUAUAAUAUUCGCAUUGCUCGGCCUUGGUGGUACUCUCCUGAUCGGUAAUCUUGUAGUCUGGUUGCUAUUUACUGCCCUCAACAUAACUUGUCUCCUCUGCGUUAUUUCGCAAUAUCAGGAGCUUCGAGACGGCCGUGGAAAAGCAAGUGAUGUGGUGUAAACAGAAAUUCACGAUUUGAAAUAUCAACUUUUCCCUUAUCUUCCAAGAGGCUAAUAUAUAAUAAGUGCCUCGCUGGGUAUUAUGGGAAGGAACUCACGGAAUUUAUUAUUUUUUUCUCAACCUUAAUAAUCGAAUUAUCUUCUCUACAAUGUUAUAAGAUUGUAGCAAGCCUGUUUUUAGCAAAAGUGUAGCUUUAGCAAUGAUCUUUGAAGAUGUAUUUGAAAGUAGAAAGGCUUCAUGUAUUAAUAAUGCAUCAUUUUAUUUAUUAGCUGAAAUAAAAUCUGUAUAGGAACAAACACAUAUUUUUGUAUAUUACGCUGUCAGUCUUUAACUGAGUAAAAAAUAACAGUGAAAGAUGGCGUCGUUUAGGCAUAGGUUCUGUGAUUUUUUUUACAUAAAUAACGUACAAUUCUAAGAAUAAAAAGUAUUGCAAUGUAUUUCAAAUUGCGCCAUCUAUCAUGUCUAUCGAAAAGUAGGUUUGCUAUUAUACUGUUAUUCUGUAACUUGCAUAUUAUACAUGGAUUGAUCUAAGACUAUUUGGUAUUUUCCUAUUGAUUUAUCUUUUUGUUGAUAUCCUAGUGUUUUAGUGGUCAAUAAAAUGAAUUGAAAUGAAAAGAAAAAGGAUUUUUUUUUCAAAAGCAUGGUUUGUCUCUUUAUACAUUCACAGUAACAUACUAUGCAAUCUGAGGUUUAUUUUUUAUUGGUAACCAAUUAAAGUACGCCUUUUCCCCUAGCUCUGAAAAAGUAAACAUGCUCACUCUAAAUUCACUCCAAAGUGAUCGCUUGCAAGGGGAGUGAAAAAACGAAUGGAAAUUCACUCCUUUCCUUUUACCAAAUACAGUCUUGCAGUAAUAAGCUUUUCAAGGGGACGUUCACCCUGACGAAAAGUUUGUUGUAAAAUGCCAGAAAAAAAAUAUUAGUGAGGGUUUGAGGAAAAUCCAGUAAAGAUUAAGAAAGUUAUUUGAAUUUCAAUAUUUUGAUUGGUGACGUUAUAUACGAGCAGCAGCCCUUUUGUAAUGUAAAAUGCAUAAACUCCAAGUUUUUAAUGGUUCGUGAUGACUAAAACUUUUCUUCUUUCAUGAGCGGGUGUGAAUUUUUUUUGUCUGUUGAUAUCAAAGCGCUUUGAUCAUAUUUUUGGUAAAGCGCUAUAUAAGUACCUGUUAUGUAUGUAUGUAUGUAUGUAUGUAUGUAUAUACUGAAGAUACAAUAAAACCCAUUUUCAAUUUCUUUAUGAGAUUCAUUGAUAUCUUUAAUUCACGAUAGAUACAUGGCAAGCUGCUUGCAUAUGACGUCAUAAAUAAAAAUCUAACAUUCUAAUGCCUUUUCAAAUAUUCGAUGGAUUUUCCACAAACAUUCAACAAUGCUUUUUAUUGUUUUUUUUUCUACUAUCUUUACAAUAAACAUUUUUUCAGGGUGAACUUCUCAUUUAAUGGUAUAAUGCAAAAUCCAAUCAAGAUAAAGGCCGGUUGUGGUAACGACAUCAAAAUGAGUUCGAACAGAAUCCAAUAACAUCGCCAUCCAAGUGUUUGGAUGUAUAAUAUUAUAUUCAAAAUAUGUACUAAAAUUUCUUUGAAAAAAAUGUGCAAUUGCUGAGAAAUUACCAAUAUAUUAAAGCACGGAAUUCCAUAAAAUGUCGGGUAUUUUCCAAGUAAUAUUAAUGCACUGUCCCACAUAUUCCUUUUGCGUCAGUGAUCAUCAAAAUUAUCGGUUUUCAGCUAAUAUUUCAUGAUUUCAUAAAGAUGAGUUCAUUGCAAUGUACCAGAUCUAGAUUUAUGAUAAUAUUGUGACAAUUAACCUUGAUUUUAAAGGCUUUCUAAUGAAAUAAUUGUUUGCUGCAACUAUUACGGGGAGCAAACUGACCAACACUUUUGUGUAGUCUGUCAGUGACUGUGUGUUAUGAACAACUAAUCUUAAAAAAUAUACAUUUCGAGAUAACCAUCAAUAAUAUGGAGAGAAAGAAUUAGCCUAUGAUUUCAUUCAUACAGAGAAAGUAACAUGUUUUGAUAGGAAGGUACUUAUUUUGCUGCUUGGUAAUAUAACUAGUGUGGUAUGAAAUGUACCGAUUAUAGUGAAUGAGUAUGAUAUCGUACAAGUAGGUCUAUAUUACAAGACUACACAGAUCAGAAUGUUGCAAUGUGAGGCCUUUUUGAGUAGUUGAGGGCUUCACGUGGAGCUACUAUAAGACUGCUAGUUCGUUUAUACUUUAAUUAUGAAUAAAACGUGUUUUUUUAUAUAUAUAAUGAGCAAUUUAGUCGAAGGAUGAAUAAAUCAGAAAUAGUUGCACUAUAAUAAAAAAAAUCUGAUUUUGUUAAUGCUGUUGAAUGAAGUCUGUAAUUCUACUGUAGAUUUUGCAUACGACCAGGGGCGCGGCGGAAAGGUAUUUCAUCAAUAGUAUGAUAUAGUUACACGACUCGUAAAUCUCUUUUGAAACUUUUUUUCUACUCUCCCCCCAUCUUUUGUUCUAUUCUUUUUGUCACUAGGCCGAGUUCAACAUUCGUACAGGGCAGCUGUCGCCUCCUUAUUAUAUCACGGCCCCUGGCAUAAAUGCUCCCAAUGCCCCGAUUGGAAAAAAAAAUACACAAUUAUUGCAUGAUUCGUUUCCUUUUCCAAUAUAUUAUGUAGUGGAAGGCGGGGUAAGUUGAGCAUAGGGGCAAGUUGAGCCACCACCCCCAGGCCAAUAAUGAAUGAGUCAGACAUUGUGGUGGUGUCAUGUAUUGAUGACACAUUACAUAACCCUUUACCCCACCACAUUGUUUUCAAAUUCGAAACAAAAAAUAAUUUUUAGAGGGAAUAAUACAAAUUUCAGCCAAAAAAGUAAAAAAGGGUGUGAAAUAGAUAAGUGCUUUUUACACGCACAGUCUUUAAAUAUAAAAUAGAAAUAAGAACAA